GUUCGUGCGUGUGUCGAGAAUAAAAUGGCGUCUGACAGUAAACAGGUGAUUUUGGUGAUUUGUUAGAUCAAUUCGUUUGGUUAUCCAGCUCGAGUUCUUCGAGUCAUAGACAAAAAGAAACAAAAGAACAUCACUUUGUUUGGAAAUGAAGCGUCAACGCAGAACGCCCCACAUUAGCACCACAACCAUAAUCGAGUAGUUCUAGAAAAGUACGAAUUGCAUUCCUUCUUGUCCUGGUGGCCCCGGUGGAUGAACCAGUGUCGACGCGAUGGACGCCGAGUUUCAGGACGUGCAGGACGACUCGGACAUGGAGUGCUCCGACAACGAGGCCUACGACGACGACGUUUACUACAACCAAUGGAAUCAGGACGACAACGACAUGGAGCAGAACGAUCCGUCUGCUAGGGAUCCAGAGUACUUUUCUUAUGAUUGCCUCACCGAGGAGCAAGUGGAGAGACUGCUGAAUGAGUCCGUCGAGACGCUUAGUAAUAAUGUACAUAUUACACCAUCACUUGCCAAAUUAUUGUUACAUGCUCACAACUGGGCUGUGCAAGACAUAACAACAAAAUACCGUGACGAUGCAAAUAAGCUCCUCAUCGGCUCGAAAAUCAAGCCGUCUUCGACGCUAUCGCUGGCGAAUGCGACGCGACUGCUCAACUGCACCGUGUGCGUGCAGGCGCAGCACAACGAUAAGUUCUACAGCCUUUUGUGCGGCCAUAUGUUCUGCAAGGAUUGCUGGGCGAUGCAUUUUGAAGUUCAAAUUAAUCAGGGAAUAUCAACGGCAAUUAGUUGCAUGGCACGCGAUUGCGAAGUGCUGGCGCCUGAAGAUUUCGUCCUCAAACACCUCACGCAGCCGGAUAUGCGCGAAAAGUAUCAGCAGUUUUCAUUCCAGGACUACGUCAAGUCACAUCCGGAGCUGCGCUUCUGUCCGGGCCCCAAUUGCGCUGUGGUGAUAAAAAGCAAGGAGUGCAAAGCGAAGAGAUCGGUUUGCAAUCAGUGCAAGUCGAUAUUUUGCUUCAGAUGUGGAAUGGAUUAUCACGCACCAACAGACUGCUCGGUGAUCAAGAAAUGGCUGACAAAGUGCGCGGACGAUAGCGAAACGUCGAAUUACAUUUCGGCGCACACGAAAGACUGCCCCAAGUGCCACAUCAUCAUCGAGAAGAAUGGCGGUUGUAAUCACAUGCAGUGCUACAACUGUAAGCACGAUUUCUGCUGGAUGUGCCUCGGCGAUUGGAAGCAGCAUGGCUCCGAAUACUAUGAGUGCUCGCGGUACAAGGACAAUCCCAAUAUUGCUCACGAAUCUAUUCACGCUCAGGCGCGUGAAGCACUGAAAAAAUACCUCCACUACUACGGCCGUUGGGAAAACCACUCGAAGUCCUUGAAACUCGAAGCUGAAACCCUAGAAAAACUAAAGACACGCAUCAACCAAAAGGUAAUGGCCGGCCUGGGCACCUGGAUCGACUGGCAGUACCUCUUCGUGGCCGCGAAUCUGCUCGCCAAGUGUCGCUACACACUUCAAUACACUUACCCGUACGCGUACUUCAUGGAGCCAGGCUCGCGCAGUUCCUUGUUCGAGUACCAACAGGCGCAGUUAGAGGCGGAGAUCGAGAACCUCUCGUGGAAGAUCGAGCGAGCCGAGACGACCGAUCGCGGCGACCUCGAGAACCAGAUGGACAUUGCCGAAAAGCGGCGCGUGACACUACUGAAAGACUUCUUAGACGUGUGAUACAACAUUUAGCUUAAGCCUAGUUUUAUUUCUGUUUUGCAUUGCGCAUGCGCGGUUGAAACAUAACGUAUCCGAACAAAAAACGAAUGAAUUUUCAAUUUUUGUCUGUGUGUUGGUUGGUUACGCAUUGCGCAUGAGCAAUGGACCUCAUCGUCUUUCACUCUACUACCGCUCUUAGGUUAGAGAAAUAUUUUAAACAACGAAUAUUUAUUUUGUGUACUGCUAUGUAUGUUUAGUUUAAAUUGAAUAACGUUUGACAACACUGAUGAUUGCAGCUCUUUGUAUUUAAUCCGUAGACGAUAGUUGUACAUACGCUAUAUUUUCUACAAGUUGUAAACUAAUAACCAAAAUAUUGCAGGACACACAAUGGCGUUGUGAGGAUGCUAGGGAGUUUUUUUUCUUCUUUGAUUGUUACACUUGAAAUUGUACUUGUAAAUGUAAAUCAUAUUGCUCGUUUUUCUUAUUCGGCUAAUUUUUAUACGUAGACUAAAGAUGACUAAACAUUUCGAGAGUGGUGGAGUGAUUAAUUGCAUCUGUGGGUGGAGAUAAUAACGAUUAUGUCGAGAUUAUGAACGAGGUUAUGUUUUAAACAGUGCUGUAGUGCGAUGACGCAUAUGGACAUGAGUACAUUUUAUAAAAUACAUUAAAAAUGAAUGAUCUCAA
Dalotia coriaria is the source of this 2389-nucleotide messenger RNA. RefSeq names its product potential E3 ubiquitin-protein ligase ariadne-2-like. Gene Ontology annotation, molecular function: ubiquitin protein ligase activity; zinc ion binding; ubiquitin conjugating enzyme binding. The record is from RefSeq and is a predicted model, not a curated record. The coding region runs from base 269 to 1726 and encodes 485 amino acids. The transcript has 5 exons. Gene Ontology annotation, cellular component: ubiquitin ligase complex; cytoplasm. Gene Ontology annotation, biological process: positive regulation of proteasomal ubiquitin-dependent protein catabolic process; protein polyubiquitination; ubiquitin-dependent protein catabolic process. Lineage: Eukaryota; Metazoa; Arthropoda; Insecta; Coleoptera; Staphylinidae.